Molecule: messenger RNA, 1509 nt
Organism: Acanthamoeba castellanii str. Neff
Lineage: Eukaryota; Discosea; Longamoebia; Acanthamoebidae
Product: RhoGAP domain containing protein
Exons: 8
Coding region: 1-1509 (502 amino acids)
Biological process (GO): signal transduction
Cellular component (GO): cytoplasm
Molecular function (GO): GTPase activator activity
Source: RefSeq, a predicted model, not a curated record
AUGAUGGAGGCUGCUGCGCACAGCUCUUCGGCCCGAGCGGAGACGACGACGCAGUGGGCAGAGCUGACCAGCAUGCUCGAAGAAAUGGAGGUCCGGCAGCAGCGCGGCAACGACGCCGAGAAGGCUGAGAGCCAAGCCGACGGCGAAGAAGGUGGUGGUUCGAUGGUGGGUCCGCACCAGCUCAGCUCGUGGCGACGGAAGCGGCAGGCGCACCACUUUGCGGCACCUCCGUUGGCCGCGACGACCCGGGGCGGCGCCACACCUCCACGCCCCGCCACGAUUGCCGUCGACUCCGAACCCAAAGUCGAGGCCAAGACGCUGCCAACACCCAAAACACGAACCAGGUCCGGAGACUACACGCUGACGGCGAGGGAACGGGCCAUCCGGGAGAAGGUGGAGGAGCAACAAGAAAACGAAGACGACAAACAACGAAAAAGAACGAAGAAGGAGAAAAAAGAGAAGAAAGAACGAAAGAAGUCGAGUAAUGGCAGCAGCAGCAGCAAGGAGGAGAGGGAGAAGCUGGUCAAGGUGCGCAAGGACAGCAAGAACCUCGAGCGGGAGGAGAAGCGAAAGAGGAAAGAGGAAGAGAAGACCAGGAAAAAGGAAGAGAAACAGAAAGAAAAGGAGAGGGAAGCUGACGUCGCGCCAGGUUCGGUCGUCUUGCGAUACGCGGCGGCGCGCAAGGCCACCAAGUCGGCCGAUGACCUGGCCGGCGUGGUGCAGGUCACCACCGCCACCACUACAAGCUCCGCCGCCGGCAAGCCCUUCAGCCACUCGAGUCCGGUGGCCCUGCGACGAGCGCGGUCGGCCUCAUCUGGCACAGAUCCAGGCCAGAUCUCUCCCGCCAGCGAUCGCGAGAAUGCGUUGUCACGAUCUGGAACGAUUUCGCGCGUGGAGGUGCGACGCAAGCCGACCACCGGAGUGUCCACGACUGCGACCCAACCGGUGGGCGAUGAUCCGCUCCUCGUGACCCGCCUGGUCAUCGCCUUUCUCAUCGACGCAUUCGUGCGCUUCCAUGGAAAUGAGAGACACGGGGUGUUCCGAGUGCCGGGCGAUGCGGAUGAGGUGAGCAGGACCAAGGAGCGACUCGACCGCGGCGAGUUCGUGCUGACCACCACUGACUCUUUUGUGGUGGCCUCCGUCUUGAUCGCCUGGCUCGCCGAACUGCCCGAACCCCUCAUUCCCUUUGCUCACUAUGACGCGUGCAUCGAGAUCGCCACCCGGCGAGGUCUGGGCAAUCGCGGCGAGAGCUCCAAGGAGGAGUUCAAGCUGGUGGCCCGCCUCCCCGAACUCAAUAAGAGCGUGAUCUUCGACCUUCUGGACUUCAUCAAGGAGCUCGCCAAGCCGCACACCAUCGAGAAGACCGCCAUGCCCUUGAGCAGCCUGGCGAUGGUGUUCCAGCCUGUUUUCCUGCGCAGCCAAGACCCCUCCGCGCUCUUCCUCAACAGUGCGUAUGAGGCGUCGUUCGUGAGGCAGCUCUUCUCCACCUAUCUCGCGCUCUCGGACUAG